Messenger RNA from Miscanthus lutarioriparius, 741 nucleotides. Lineage: Eukaryota; Viridiplantae; Streptophyta; Magnoliopsida; Poales; Poaceae. The record is from the annotation of a GenBank genome assembly.
AUGGGGCUCGGGGAGGCGGCGGGGCGGCUCCUGGCGGCCGUGGACUGGGAGCGCGAGGCCUACCCGGCGUACGAUGACUUCCUCGCGCUCCCCGGCUUCGUUCUCUUCUUCCCUACCGUCCGCUUCCUCCUCGACCGCUUCGUCUUCGAGUGGGUUGCGAGGAGGCUUAUAAAUGGGAAUGGACAUCAGAGAGCUAAUAAUGAAACAGAAGAAGCAAGGAAGAAGAUAAGAAAAUUCAAGGAAUCAGCUUGGAAAUGUGUUUAUUUCCUGUCUGGAGAGCUUUUAUCUUUGUCAGUCACAUAUAACGAGCCUUGGUUCACCAAUACCAGAUAUUUUUGGGUAGGACCAGGAGAACAGGUCUGGCCUGAUCAAAAGAUAAAAUUGAAACUUAAGGCUGUAUAUAUGUAUGCUGCUGGAUUCUACACACAUUCCAUAUUUGCACUAAUGUUUUGGGAAACAAGGCGUUCAGACUUUGGAGUGUCAAUGUCACAUCAUGUUGCUACUGUUAUUCUGAUUGUUCUAUCUUACGUGUUCAGAUUUGCUAGAGUUGGCUCUAUAGUAUUGGCAAUUCAUGAUGCAAGCGACGUUUUCCUGGAAGUAGGGAAGAUGUCCAAGUACAGCCAUUGUGAUUGGCUUGCCAAUGUUUCGUUUCUGUUUUUUGUUAUUUCAUGGGUUCUUCUCCGCCUCACAUAUUUUCCGUUCUGGAUUCUGAGAAGUACAAGUGGCUUCCUUCUAAUCUAA